Molecule: messenger RNA, 1191 nt
Organism: Mycena indigotica
Lineage: Eukaryota; Fungi; Basidiomycota; Agaricomycetes; Agaricales; Mycenaceae
Exons: 15
Coding region: 37-1191 (384 amino acids)
Biological process (GO): glucan catabolic process
Molecular function (GO): hydrolase activity, hydrolyzing O-glycosyl compounds
Source: RefSeq, a predicted model, not a curated record
GCGUGUUGUGGAACCUGGAGCUUUCUUACGACUUUCAUGAACCUCUAUUGUUACGAUCUCCUCAUCCUCCUUAUUGCUGCAACCGAACCAGCGCUCGCCUCUCCGUUUUCGUCGCUGGCUCGGUUUUGGCCGCGUUUCUCAGCUCAGAGUCUUGCAACAAAUUCAACCACAACUAACUCUACCACCCCAUCGGCCUUUAUUUGGCUUCCCCAGGACGAGUACUCGGGGAAAACCUUCUUCGAUCGCUUCGAAUUCUACACCGGGCCUGACCCGACACGAGGAACUGUGAAUUAUGUCAACUCGAGUGUCGCGUUCAACAAUAGUCUGGCGUACUUUGAAGCAGCCAACAACACUGUGGUCAUGAAAGGCGACGACACAACGUGGCUUCCAGAGGGCCAGAAUCGGUCCAGUGUGCGUAUUUCGAGCAUUGCUCAGUACAACACUGGCCUCUUCAUCUUGGACCUCAAUCAGGCUCCGUGGGGCUGCGGUGUUUGGCCCGCCUUCUGGACAGUCGGAGGCGGACAGUGGCCAUAUACUGGGGAAAUAGAUAUCAUCGAGGGAGUUCAUGAUAACGAGCAUAACCAAGUAACAUGGCAUACUGGGCCAGGAUGCACCCUUUCGCUGGAAUCGAAUUACACUGGAAGCGUUGUCACAGACAACAAGGGAGUGCCGAACCUCGAUUGCGACGGCAAUCUGAACGGAAAUGCCGGAUGUGGCAUCACAGAAUGGAGCAAGGCGUCAUAUGGACCUUUCUUCGCUGCCUCAGGCGGCGGGGUCUUCGCCAUGAAAUGGGACGAAACUGGAAUCGCAGUCUGGUCAUUCUAUCGCUCGGCCAUACCAGGGGACAUUACUAAAGGAGAUCCAAACCCUGCUAAUUGGGGGACGCCUGUGGCAUCGCUCGCUCCCGCAACCUGCGAUCCGAUUGCUUUCUUUGUAAACCACUCGAUUAUAUUUGACAUCACAUUCUGUGGUGACUGGGCAGGAAAUUCGUAUGCCACGUCUGGCUGUCCUGGCUCAUGUUCGACUAGGCUGAUGGAUCCUUCUAAUUUUGUGAACGCUUCAUGGAGCAUCAACUCGUUGAAGGUUUAUAAGAAGCAGAUCAUCAACGGGCGUAUUUCUGCUGCCCUCGCUAUCGAGCCGAAUUGGACAAUAUUGGGCGCAAUCGUGCUAUCGCUUGUACUUGGAUACUAA